This is a messenger RNA of Closterium sp. NIES-65, 204 nucleotides long. Lineage: Eukaryota; Viridiplantae; Streptophyta; Zygnematophyceae; Desmidiales; Closteriaceae. The record is from the annotation of a GenBank genome assembly.
AUGCAUCACUCUUCAGCACGAGCGACAGUGAGAGAGAGAGAGAGAGAGGAGGGGCGGCUGCUGGCUUUGCAGAAUCUCUCUCGCCAGCCUGCAGGGUGGGAUGGCGGCGCUCGCCCCCCUCCCCCAGGCGGCCCCGAGGGAGCCGCGACGGGCGACGGGAAAUGGGGCCGGGGCGCAAGGGGGGCGGCGGGGCCACAGGUGUAG